AUGAGCCCUUGGCUGCACCUGGCAUAGCUCCUAGAGCAGUGGUUCUCAACCCGUGGUCGCAAUCCCUUGGGGGUUGGACAACUGCUUCAGAGGGGUCACCUAAGACCACCGGAAAACACAGAUAUUUCAUUUUGAUUCAUAAAAGUAGCAACAUUACAGUUAUGAAGUAGCAAUGAAAAUAAUUUUAUGGUUGGGAUCAACACAACAUGCAUUAAAGGGUCGAGGUGUUAGGAAGGUUGAGAACCACUGUCUAGAGACGCCAGUUUUGAGAGCGGCCAUCAUGCCUGGUCACUGGUGAACCCAUUCAGUCAGGAAAAUCGUCACUAGAGCUUCCCCUACUUCCAGAUAUCCCCUUUGGGUAACCACUCUGCCCGAGCUGCUGGCAGGAAGCAGCCUCUACCUGGUGCAGGAGGCUCAGUCUCUUUUCUGAUCCCCAGGCUGAGGCCCUGGGAGUGUGUACGUUCUUGCAAACAGUCAUUCCUACUGCUAGAAUCGUGGUAUGGGGCUGGAGAGCCCGAGAAAAAGACGCCAGAGGCAGUGCCGUUUGAGUGCCCAGUCGUAAGGACAAGGAGAGCUGGCAAAAAUGGCCUCUAAGAGCUCUUCUUAGUAUGAGUACUGCUUAGGGAUCUGACCCCAGAGAGCAGCCAAUUGUAACACAACCCCCUAAAGAAGUAGGGUCCUCCAGCCGAGUGAAGAACAGGGUCCUAAAACUGGACAAAAGCAGGAGACAGCCACUGGGGGGCACUCUUGCAGCCUGCUCCAUUAACACUGAAUAGAUAUGACAACUGUUCCCUCUGCUCAAGACUGUUGCCUGUACAGAGGUGGCUUGUCCUGUCUCUGAGGAGCUUUGGCAUCUAGGCGCUGUGGCCAUACGGUUGUUGACACCCUGCUCCCCAGCUCUGACUCACUGGGGUUUUGUACUCAGAUUCAAAGGGCUCCAUUGACUGCAGGGCUGAGGUCAGUUUCUCCUGCUGCAGCCUGGUCUGCCGGGUGGCAAGACAGUCAAACGCCAAUGGGCCUGGCCACUGGACAGCAGGGCAGGAGUGUGGGGACAGCUGAGCAGCAUGAGACCAACAGUGUCCUUUCUCUUAGGAGGGACACAAGGCCUCUCACCAAAACAAGCAGGCUACUUUUAAGAUAUUGAGGAGCCUCAAAUUUCCUGCACGAUGCCUCUGAGUGUUGUGUGGCAGAAGUACCACACCAGAGGGAGCUUGCAAAGCUUACUGACUUGCUUGGGUGGUCCCAUAGCUCCUGUUUUUCUUCCUGGGAGAGGCCAGAGGGAGUAGCCAGGGAGUGGCCCAAGAAACAGACUGGGGUGGUCAGGGACCCAAGCCAAAAAGGCCAUCCAGAGGGUGGUGGGGCGCUCAAGAGGGAGCUGCUCCACCCUUCCACCAGCACCCGCAGACUGAGCCCCCUGGGGUUAUUUCCACAGGGAAGCACAGUCAACCACUCAGUAGUUAGCCCGGCCCUCAGCCUGCAGCCUGGCCCCAGGUGGGUGGUGGGCAGAGCAGGGCAAGAGUAAGUGAGGGAGUCCUUCUGGGGAUCUGGAGAGCGAGCGGAGUGGAGCUCCUGGGCAGGGAAGGCCCUGGGUGUGAAGUAUAGGACAAGCUCAGGGGAGGGCUCCCUCUGGCUCCGCCUCACCGUGGUAAUUUGACACCUAGAUCUCCAGGACAACCAACAACAAAAAAGCUGAAGCUGGACAGCAGCUGGCUGUCAGGACAAGAGCUUGCUAGGAGGUGCCAGGGUGAGAAGCAGCAGCCCCCGGCCGCCGGCCGCCGCCGCCGCCGCCGCCGCCGCCGCCGCCGCCACAGGGCAGGAAGGAGGCGGCAGCGCCGGUGCAGAAGUCAAAGGUGGUGGCAAAGGACCAAGAGGAAGCGCAGAAAGGCUCUGGACUGGGGCACCCCUGCUUGGCUCCCCAGUAUCUGAGCUCCCAGAAUACAGGAGCUAGCAUCAUGGCAGCCACGGACUUGGUGGAGGAGAUUCGCUCUGUGGGUGAGAGGCUGCUGCUGAAGCUGCAGGGGCUGCCCCAGGCCGAGCCCGUGGAGCUCGUGGCCUUCUCUAUCAUCGCUCUUUUCACAGCCACGGUCCUGCUACUGCUGCUGAUAGCCUGCAGCUGCUGCUGUGCGCACUGCUGCUGCCCUGAGCAGAGAGACAGGAGGAUCCCCGUGCCGCCCGUAAAACCCAGAUGAGGGACAACAGCGAAUGCCCGGAGAAGCUGACAGGAACCUUCCAGAGCUGUGACACAGGCUACCGUCCUGGCCACCUCACUCCUCCAGACAGGUCACCUGACCUCAGUUCUGGCACUGCCCAGGUGACAGGAGACGCCUGGAGCCUCAUCAAGCAGACACCAGUGCUUAGGAGGAGCCACUGCUUCCGAGACUCAGGAGACCACCUAGGUCUUCUGCUAAGCUGUACCCCUAAGGGCCCCACACUCUGAACAGCUCUUAGUUGUGGGGAGCUGGCCCUUGGGGCUCUGCUGACUUAGGCCAAACAGAAGUAAACGAAUCAGGAACUUUGUGCAGUUUACUGGACUCCACGCCUCCUGCUGAGGGGGGGAGAACAUGUCAGUAUUCUAGCUGAAAUUUGCUUACUUCCAAGUAAAAGCUUUUUUGGUUAUGA
Molecule: messenger RNA, 2619 nt
Organism: Peromyscus californicus insignis
Lineage: Eukaryota; Metazoa; Chordata; Mammalia; Rodentia; Cricetidae
Gene: Smim5
Product: small integral membrane protein 5
Exons: 3
Coding region: 1953-2189 (78 amino acids)
Source: RefSeq, a predicted model, not a curated record